AUGGUAGUCCUCAAAAAUAAACUCUAUGGUUGCUUCUUUCAGCAUGAUAAAGAAAAAAGAGAAUUACAGCCCCUAAGAUUAAAGUCAUUGAACCAAUCUGUGGGUUACAUGUGUCGAUCGGAACUAAAAGCCAAGCCAAAUGGUUUUUUAAGAAUAGUGUGGAAGCAAGGAUUGUGGAAUAGAGACACUAAAGUUACCUUUGGUAAUAAAUCGCUUUUGACAGAUCCAGACCAACAUACUCAAAUAAUCAUGGAAUGUUUGGAUGAAGCAGAGAUUACUUUGCCAGCAAAAGAUCAAUCAACAGUAUUGCCUGUUGAAGGAAGACCAAUGGCAACACCAAGAAAAAGAGUCAUAAUUGAGGAGACAAGUGCCAGUGGUUCUGGUAAGAAACGAAAAACAUACAGAACGAAUCCCUAUAUCGAUGAUGAGGCAGAAUGUUUUGAUGACGAUCAUAAAGACAAUGAUCAUCAUCAAGAAAAUAAUAUUUCUAAGGCCAAAGACAAUAAUAAAACCAAUGAUAAUCCAGAGCACAACAAGAAUGAUAAGAAUUUAGAAGGAUUGGCUGAGGAUGUCAGAUUGAAGAGGAUCGAUGUUCCAAUUGCACCUCAAUUACUUGAUGAUACUAAUAAAGAAGCGGUGACGAAGUAUAUUGUUGAUAUCCAUCGAUAUCAUGAUAACGGGGAACGAUAUAGAAAUCUGGGAUUAUUAAUCCAAUACGCUGGUGCAUUCCGUUUGUUUUGCCUCUGUGAGACAAUCAAGAAAGAUUACCCAGGCUUUCAUGCUACAGUUGUAGAUUUUUUAAAAAAAUGCAAUUAUAAAUAUUCCAAGAUCGACACCCUGAAAGCAGCCGGUAGAAAAUUCAACUUGCUGUUACAGCAUUUCUAG
Mucor mucedo is the source of this 885-nucleotide messenger RNA. RefSeq lists its product as uncharacterized. The record is from RefSeq and is a predicted model, not a curated record. Lineage: Eukaryota; Fungi; Mucoromycota; Mucoromycetes; Mucorales; Mucoraceae. The transcript has 10 exons. The coding region runs from base 1 to 885 and encodes 294 amino acids.